GAGCUGGAGGAUAUGGUCAUGGGUCUAGAGGCGUCGCCGUCGGCAAUGAAUUCACCUACGGCCCCUGCGCCGCCCAACCUGAGCAUGCUGACGAUGAACCAGUUGGACAAUCGGGACGUCAAGCGGAUCAAGCAGAAUAAUAACAAUAUGAAGUGUGCUAAGCAGUGGCAGAGGAAGAGCAUGAGAGGGAGGAAGUUCUCCAAGAGCCGCGGGUACCUGAGCGUGACGACCGAGGAGGUGGAGGUCAUAGCCGUUCCGACGCCACCGCCUCCAGGGAUCUUCCCGCAGACGGACCCGUACAGCAAGGCCGCCUCCUCCGCCAGCGUCGCCGAGGGCUACGAGAUUUCCUCGACUGCCGCCGCCUCUUCCCAGGGCGGCAAGGUAAGUGAAACCCAGGAGGAGCUGAAGGAAAUGCGGAGGCUCACGAGGCUUCGCAAGCAGCAGAAGGUGAAGGAGACGCAGGAGAUCGCUACGUUGGUGCGGGACUUGAUGGCGUUGGCAUCGGCUGACGAGUGCGAGGCCGUUUAUGAAGAUGAUUUUCGGCAUGAAGGCGCUGGAGCUUACAACGAUGGCUGGGACUGCAAGGCGCAGCGCGACAAGGACAUGCACCGCGGGAUGCGGCUCGUUUUUGAGGACCAGGCCCAGAAUGCUGAGAAGUUGAUGGUCGACUUUGAGAAUGGCAUGAUCACCCAGACCGCUUUCGAUGAGCGGCUGAAGGAGCCUUUGAAGGUCACGAG
Molecule: messenger RNA, 737 nt
Organism: Prorocentrum cordatum
Lineage: Eukaryota; Dinophyceae; Prorocentrales; Prorocentraceae
Source: the annotation of a GenBank genome assembly